This is a messenger RNA of Xyrauchen texanus (razorback sucker), 703 nucleotides long. Its product is annotated as glutaredoxin domain-containing cysteine-rich protein 2-like. The transcript has 3 exons. Bases 2 to 703 code for a protein of 233 amino acids. Gene Ontology annotation, biological process: sensory perception of sound. Lineage: Eukaryota; Metazoa; Chordata; Actinopteri; Cypriniformes; Catostomidae. The record is from RefSeq and is a predicted model, not a curated record.
AAUGGAGGAGCUUCAGGGGCAGCAAGGGACAAUAAUCGAGGGCAAGCCCAGGAAGGUGAGGUUCAAGCUGGCCUCGUCGUACAGCGGUCGGGUGCUGAAACAUGUUUACGAAGAUGGACAAGAGCUGGAGAGUCCAGAGGAGCAAUAUCCGCACAGCUUCAUCCACACCAAGAUGGAGAUGGGACAGCUGUGUGGUUUAGAAGACAUACAGGACCAGAGUUUCUACCCUCCAACAGGACUGAUUGCCCAGAGAAUAAAUGUCUAUCGAGGAGUGGGGGCAUGCAGGACCCUGGCCUGUGAAGAUCUACCUGAAGGGGAUAACAAAGAUCCAGUAUUAGAUUUUGGAAAGAUCAUUAUCUACACAAGCAAUCUGAAGAUUAUUCGGGCUCCACACAGAAGAAGGGAAUCUGGAAGAAGCCCUAAUCGCAGUCGGGACAGGAAAGAGAAAUCACCAGGACGAGAAUCCCGGAGCAAAGGAAAACACAGAACAGCAUGUACCCAUACAGAGGAACCAGAAGCAAUACAAAAGCAGGAAGCAGUCUUCUGUGAACAAUGUGGAGGUUCUGGUUCUGCGCCCUGCUCACUCUGUCAUGGCAGCAAACUGUCCAUGUUAGCCAACCGCUUCAAUGAAUCAAUCAGAGAGUUGCGCUGUCCCGCAUGUAACCCCCAUGGCCUGGAGCGAUGCCAGUCCUGCAUCCAUUAA